AUGGCGGGUGCUAAAUGGACGAACGAGGAAACAGUUGCUCUUUUGAACGCUUAUAACUCGGAAACUGUGCAAAACAACAUUGAUAGUAUGAGCUCAAAUAAAGAAUUGUUUAACAAUAUACAAAGAAUCAUGAAAGAAGAGUCGCAUACAGAAAGGACUGUUGAUCAAAUUAAGAUAAAGCUGAAGAAGCUGCGAAGUGUAUUAAUUGAAUGUGAAGAAAACACUGUAGGUAGUUUGCUAUUAUUUAAUCUUUUUUGUAUAAAUGGUCAUCACACAACAUGGACAUCUCAACCACUCAUAAGGAAUGUCCCAGCUGGAAAUUUGCUUUUGGCUGCAUCAACUUUAUUUAGUGGAAACACUUAUGAAAGAAUCAGCCAAUUUGUAUCUUUCAUGAAUCUCGAAUUUAUUGGAAAAACCAGUUUUUACAGCUUUCAAAAGCAGUAUCUUUUUCCUGUUGUUGACAAAGCUUGGAAAGAGGAGAAAUCAGCUGUUAUUGCCGAAGCUAAGAGGUCUGGUAGUCUUAAUGUGAAUGGUGAUGGUCGAUGUGAUAGCCCAGGGCAUAAUGCCAAGUAUGGUACUUAUACAAUGAUGGCUGACUCUGGUAAGAUAGUAACUUUUAAUGUUGUGCAAAGUACUGAAGUCAGUUCUUCUAAUGCUAUGGAGAAAGAAGCAUUUGAAAGAUGUCUGUCUGAAGUUGAAAAGCUGUUCCUGCGAAUAACAACAGAUAGACAUGUUUCGAUUGCCAGUGCUAUGAAAAACAAACACCCUCAUAUUGAUUACCAAUAUGAUGUGUGGCAUUUGUCUAAAUCUGUCACAAAAAAACUAACAAAGAAGGCUAACAUUAAGGGAAAUGAUGACUUGUCCCAUUGAAUUAAGUCGAUUUCUAAUCAUCUUUGGUGGUGCUCUGCAAGUUGUAACAAGAAUGCAGAAGAAUUGGUGGAAAAAUGGAAGUCUGUCCUUAACCACAUUUACUGAAAUAUUGCCCAAAGCGAGAGCAUUUUUCAUUUCCUGGGAUGGUAGCCCGCACUCAGUUAGCAGCAUUAGAUCACAACAACAAUAUUAAACAUGAUAAAGCAGUCAUUAAGUCAGGGACAAACAAAGGGCAAGACCGUUACAAAAUGAUUUUUGCUAAAACACAGAAGCAAUGGGUUGUAAAAGCAAUGAAAGAAAAGAAAGAGUACCAGUACAUUGAUAAACUACUUGCGGAGGUUGUGAAUGCAUGCAAAACUGAGGAGAUUGAACUUCUACAUCAUGGCGAGAAUCUUCCAAAGAACAUUUCUAAAUCAUGUCCACCCAGGAAAGAAGUACUUGUGAAGGAACAUCAGUCUAGAUUUGCAUAAAAUGUCAGUGGUGAUGUUAGCUAUGGCAAUAGGUUUUGCCAUACCCAUAUAAUAUGACGUUGAAUCAGUGAAGACAACUUUUGUACUACUUAAAAAAUGUUCAUUCUUAAAUAUUAACAUAGCAAAACCUUUUGCUAUAGCUAGUUUCACCACUUCAUUACACAAACUAUUCAUGUAAUUAAUUAUAGUUAUAUUAUAACCAGUGUAAUAGCCAAGCCACAUUUAUAAUCAUUUCUUUGUAAAUCUGUUUUUUUGUAAUAAAUUAAUAAUAAUAAAUGUGCAUAGCAUGACCUAUAAAUGAGCUGGCUAUGCCACUUUAAUAUUGACAUACAAAGUAAUUGUAAUGGGUAUACCUAUAUCAUAAUAAAAUACUUCAUUCAUCAACAUA
Molecule: messenger RNA, 1728 nt
Organism: Xenia sp. Carnegie-2017
Lineage: Eukaryota; Metazoa; Cnidaria; Anthozoa; Malacalcyonacea; Xeniidae
Source: RefSeq, a predicted model, not a curated record